AUGACGAGCAUCUGCAGCAACUAUACGCACUUUCAGCUGACCAACGGCAACAUUAUGUUGCUGCAUCAGCAGCAGCAACAAUUGCAGCAACAACUGCAGCAGCAACAGCAACAACAAUUGCUGCAACACCAGCAGCAACAGCAACAACAACAACAACAGCUGAUUGCGCCCAAGCUGCCGCUGGGCAACAGCCAAUUGCAGAACAUGCAACAUUCGACAAUUGGCCCAAUGCUGGCCAAAAAGAAAUACAACUAUUCGAAUCUGCCGUACGGCGGCGGCGAACAGCUGCCGUCGGUGGCGCGUCGCAAUGCACGGGAACGGAAUCGUGUCAAGCAGGUGAACAAUGGCUUUGUCAAUUUGCGCCAACAUUUGCCACAGACUGUCAUCAAUACGCUAUCGAACGGCGGACGCGGCGCCAGCAAAAAGCUAUCCAAGGUGGACACGUUGCGCAUCGCUGUCGAGUAUAUACGCGGUCUGCAGGAUAUGCUGGACGAUGGUCAGCCAAGGCGCCAGCAGCUGUACGACGGCCUGGCGGACGAGAGCAGCAACGAUGGCAGCCAUGACUAUAACGACUAUAACGAUAGCCUGGACAGCAGCGGUGACGGCGGCCUGGCCACUGGACAAAAAUAUGCCAGACAUUCGUAUCACUCCAGCUCGCCCACGCAUUCGUAUAGCGAUGAUGCCUCCGAUUUGUCGGCCAGCUGUGUCAAGCAGGAGCUCACCGAACACGAGUCCGAGCAGCAGCAGCAGCAACAACAACAGCAGCAGCAGCAACAUUUCAAAUUCGAGUCCUUCGAUAGCUUCAGCGACGAGCAGCCCGAUGAUGAGGAGCUGCUCGACUAUAUCUCCUCGUGGCAGGAACAGUGA
This is a messenger RNA of Drosophila novamexicana, 867 nucleotides long. RefSeq names its product achaete-scute complex protein T3 (gene l(1)sc). The transcript has a single exon. NCBI's taxonomy places the organism in Eukaryota, Metazoa, Arthropoda, Insecta, Diptera, Drosophilidae. The record is from RefSeq and is a predicted model, not a curated record. Gene Ontology annotation, biological process: regulation of neurogenesis; sensory organ development; neuron differentiation. Gene Ontology annotation, molecular function: DNA-binding transcription factor activity, RNA polymerase II-specific; protein dimerization activity; RNA polymerase II transcription regulatory region sequence-specific DNA binding. Gene Ontology annotation, cellular component: RNA polymerase II transcription regulator complex. The coding region runs from base 1 to 867 and encodes 288 amino acids.